Jatropha curcas is the source of this 756-nucleotide messenger RNA. RefSeq names its product DNA-directed RNA polymerases II, IV and V subunit 12. NCBI's taxonomy places the organism in Eukaryota, Viridiplantae, Streptophyta, Magnoliopsida, Malpighiales, Euphorbiaceae. Gene Ontology annotation, molecular function: DNA binding; zinc ion binding. Gene Ontology annotation, biological process: DNA-templated transcription. Gene Ontology annotation, cellular component: RNA polymerase III complex; RNA polymerase II, core complex; RNA polymerase I complex. The record is from RefSeq and is a predicted model, not a curated record.
CGUUUUAGACUCCGGUUUGGUAGAAGGACCGAAACCCGUAAUUUUUUUCUCUCUUCGACUUGGAGCGUUCUCCAUCUUCUUCGUUCUGAUUCUCUCUCUGUGGCUCACUGCCGUUUGCCCGUUCACUGAGGUUGGAGUAUACCGUUUCACUACCUAUUUUCCAGCAUCAAUUUCGUAAAACUCUCAGCACAGAAGCAGACAAAGCCCUAGAAAGAACCCAGACAAAUGGAUCCUCAACCAGAGCCAGUCAGCUACAUCUGUGGAGAUUGUGGAAUGGAGAAUACUCUAAAACCAGGAGAUGUUAUCCAAUGCCGAGAGUGUGGAUACCGUAUUCUCUACAAAAAACGCACCCGUAGAAUUGUUCAGUAUGAAGCUCGCUAAGAUUAGAAAGAAGAUGUUGAUUUUGAUUAAUGGAGGAUGGAGAAUGUCUUUGGUCUUACUAUAACUAGCUGAUGUGUUUGGUUUUCAUGCAGUUUAAGAGAACAUGUAAGAGCUAUUGAUAUUACUGAUUUUAUAUAGUUUCUAUGGAAUUAUCACAUUGAUGCUGGACGAUUAAAGUCAUAGUUAUUAAAGGCGCGCCUCAGAGGUGUGCCUUGCUUAAGGCUCAAGGGCUUGCGCCUCAACAGUCCUGAGGCGGGCGACUUCACUCAAGCUAUCGCCUCUGGGUAGAGGCGUGCGCCUUUUUGCGCCUAAGGCUCGAAAAAGGCACGCCUUUCGAUUUUUCACCAAAUAAAAAAGAUAAUCGUUCCAUACAAA